Messenger RNA from Toxorhynchites rutilus septentrionalis, 2656 nucleotides. It is a transcript of the gene rump, whose product is annotated as heterogeneous nuclear ribonucleoprotein M. The coding region runs from base 228 to 1904 and encodes 558 amino acids. The transcript has 6 exons. NCBI's taxonomy places the organism in Eukaryota, Metazoa, Arthropoda, Insecta, Diptera, Culicidae. Gene Ontology annotation, cellular component: nucleus; cytoplasm. The record is from RefSeq and is a predicted model, not a curated record. Gene Ontology annotation, molecular function: mRNA binding.
GUUCGGUAGCCAUUUUCGUAAAAGCGUUUUGCACUUUCAAUCCGUUGAGGUUCGUGUGUGCUAGUAAGUUUCUAUCAGUGCCGGUGAAAAUCAGUAUUUAUCGACCGAUCAUCGCAUUUUCUUCAACGAAAAAGGUUCCAUUCUGUGUGGGAAACAACUGAGUAUAGUAUCUUAGAGUGUCGAAGACGUUUCAUCUGUGCAUAAGUAUAUAACCGGAUCGAGAAAGAAUGAUGGACAACGAUAACAACGACCAAAACAAUCGGGAUCGCUCCCGGCGCAGUGACCGAGGUCGCAAUAAUAGUCGUUUCAGCAACGAUCGUGACCGCAGCCGUGAUCGGGAUCGCGAUCGCAGCGAUUGUCGCCGUAUUUACGUCUCGAAUGUGCCCUACGAGUAUCGAUGGCAAGACUUGAAGGAUUUGUUCCGUAAAGAGGUCGGUGAUGUGUCCUUCGUUGAGCUGUUUCACGAUGAAUCGAACAAACCGAGAGGCUGCGGCAUUGUAGAGUUCGAGAAGGCGGAACAUGUUCAGAUGGCGCUGGAUAAGAUGAACCGGUUCGACAUCAACGGGCGACAGUUGGUUAUCAAGGAAGAUUAUGGUAACGAGAGAGACAAGUAUGGUCGAGUGGUACCCAAGUCGUUUCGUGGUGAACGCGACGGGGACAACCGACGUCGAGAUCGGGAUGACGAUAGAAUCUCGGGACGUGACGAUGGCGGUGGCUUCAAUCCGGACUUCAAUACUUACGGUCUAAGCAUCAAAUUUUUGGAAGGUCUUGGUAUUCAGGGUCCCCUGCAUACCCGUAUCUUCAUUGCCAAUCUUGAUUACAAGGUCGAUGCCAAAAAGCUGAAACAGGUUUUCAAAUUGGCCGGAAAAGUGCAGAAUGUGGAUUUGUCCGUCGAUAAAGAUGGCAACAGUCGUGGUUUUGCCGUUAUUGAAUAUGAUCAUCCGGUCGAAGCGGUUCAAGCCAUCUCCAUGUUCGACAGGCAAAUGUUGUUCGAUCGUCGUAUGACCGUCCGCCUUGACCGUGUGCCGGAGAAGGGUGAACUGAAUCGCCUUCCGGAGGGCUUGAAGGGUAUCGGCAUCGGUCUUGGUCCGAACGGUGAACCCUUGAAAGAUGUCGCACGCAAUCUUCCUUCGCUACAGCAAAACAAUCAGAUUCAGAACAACCCCAUCCAGAAUUCGGCCCCCACUCCGGUUCAGCCUCCACUUGGUGGUAAUCUGUUGAGUGCUGCUAGUAGUAAUCUGUCAGGAUUAAACAGUAAUCUUGCUGCUCAGUUGAGCAACGUUGUUGGUUUAUCAACUCUGACCGGUAACCUUCAGAGUUCACUUUUGAGUAAUGCCGCAGCUGGUCUUUCCAAUUUGACUGGAUUGGGUAAUCUGGGUGGCGGAGGAGGAGGUUCCGGCCUUGGUGGACUCGGUGGUUCAGGAGGUUCUGGACUGGCAGGUCUUGGUUCACUUGGUGGUGGCGGAGGUGGUGGUAACGAUGGUGGUCUUGGCGGAGGUCUCGGCAGUGGUCUUGGCGGCGGCAAUUUCAAUCAGAACUAUUCUUCCGGUGGCUUCGGGAACAACGGCGGUGGCAAUCGUGGCAAUGAUUAUGACAUGGGAUCUUCCAACGUUCGCAACUAUAGUACUGCACCAAAUGAUGACUAUGGUCGAAACUAUGGAAACAUUAAUAAUGGCAAUCGCAAGAUUUCGGACACAAUCAUUAUUCGCAACAUGCCAUCUGCAUGGACCUGGCAAACCCUUCGUGACAAAUUCCGUGACGUUGGAGAGGUCAAGUUUGCGGAAAUUAGAGGACAAGACACAGGCGUCGUUCGCUUCGCUAAGGAGCGAGACGCAGAGGUUGCCAUAAAAAUAAUGGACGGUUCCCGCUUCGAAGGUCGCACUGUCGACGUCAACUUCUUUUAAAGUACUUCACGCUCUCCAUAUUCGCAUUCACCUUCUAAGGGGACAUUUAUCUUGAGCUACAUUAGCUGUCAGCAAUCCUCGGUGUACCCUGAAUUGAGUUGAAGACAUUGUGCAAAUAGGGACAUCUUGUAUCUAGAAACUCUUAAGUUAGCCGGGAUGUUGUCCUAGAAGCAUGAAAUUCAAAUUGUGUGUCACCUGGGCUUACAUUUACGGUCUCAAAUCCGCUAGUAGGUUGCUAGAAAUUUUACUGCUGAUACGUUUUGAACUCUGUUCCUUUAGGUUUUUAGUUGAACUCUCUCUUGCUCAGCGUUGAUUUUCUGUCGUUCGCUUUCCAAAUCAUUGCGAACAUUGCUUAGGUUUCCCGUGCGAAUUAAUUUUGUUUUUCAUUCAGUUAGGACGCAUUACAAUUUUUAUAUUCGACAGCUGCGAUUUUAAGAAAGUGAAAGUAGAUAUUUAUAUAGGACAUAAUCAUGAGACAAUUUCCGGUACAAUGCGAGGGCUUCAAGGUAGAAACAAUCUCGGCUUUGCAAGCGGAUAGGCAGGCGUUCGACGGCCCUCGUUUUCCCCUUAGUAAGUAUUCCUGCGUUGACUCUGGCACUGAAUUAAAUAAGUUAUAGAAUACUAUUGUAUCCCAGCUAAACUGUGUUUCAACUAUAUCGCGGGGUAGCAAUUAUGUACAAUUCCAAAUGCGUGUAUACAUGUGAACAUGAGUAUACAUGACCAAUAAAGAUUUAGAAAUGUAAUAAAUAAAA